CAAAUCGCGACCGAGUAAUCAAGGCAGGCUUACCCGCCGUUCGCUUCACUUAUCACACUGCCUUUUGCUCCGCCCGUUGGAACUGAAGAGAAGAAGCUCAUUUCAAAUUUCAUCACCCUCCGUGUCGUACUGUGGGAGUCCGAGAGCCUUAUAAGCCUAGUGCCUCCGUACAGAGCUGCUUGUUCCUCUUUUCAUCCACACUCUUUGUACAGCUGGCGCAAUAAUGAUCAGCAAGGACACGUUCAACAGUGCCUCCACGAACGUAGAGUUGUCAUGCAUCCCCGAGGAUACCACUGGCCUUGAGCGCAUCAUGCUUGCAGCUCAAGGUGAUCUGCAGCGACUGAUGAGUUCGUUCUUUGCUCGGCCUAUAUUUAUUGAGCUUGUAUAUGCCAACGGCUCGCCACGGCUGAAACCAGCCUCGCCUGAUCAUCCCAUAACACAAUCGCGGCAGGUACAUCUCAUAUGUGCUUCGCGAAUUGUUUGCACUGCUACAUCGAACGUCACCAUCACACACCCUGACUUCGAACGUCUAUUCCUUGACGACAAAUAUCCAAUUGGCCAAACAUUUCGCAAAAUGCUUCGUCACCCACAAUUUACCCUCCUUGAUGCUCAGGCACAGGUCGUGGGUGGCAAGCGGGAACUCCGCAGAACGUAUACACUUGAGACCGACGGUUUUCUCUGUGAGAUCCUCGAAGUGUGGCCUGACAGGGACAUGUUUGUUCGUGGAGAAGCAUGGCUCACUGAGAACAAGCUCGAACUUGAAAAAAGUGUCACUGUGGAGAGCCAGGAUUUGAAGCCCUGGGGGCUUUCUGUCAGCAAGGGCAACACUUUUAACUGGGGAUUCGCUUCCUCGUAUGGUUUGGAGCCUUCACCAUUGGUAUACUAUCACGAUAUUUGGUUUGUUUCGUUGUACCUACUCCUUCUGUACCUCAUAUAGAUACAUAGAUAACUACUACUAACAUAGCAUUUCAUAACAUGGACUCAUACAUACUUUAUUCGACUAGAUUCGAUGUAUAAGUAGUUAGACAGUUCUAGGCGGCCUUGGUAUUUGGCUUUUUCUUGAAGACAUUCGGAUCGGUACCGAUGAAUGGGUUGCGAAGAACGUCACCGCAUCAU
Molecule: messenger RNA, 1116 nt
Organism: Suillus subalutaceus
Lineage: Eukaryota; Fungi; Basidiomycota; Agaricomycetes; Boletales; Suillaceae
Exons: 3
Coding region: 224-937 (237 amino acids)
Source: RefSeq, a predicted model, not a curated record